CCUCCAGCAGCACCAGCAGCAGCACCAUCACCACCCUCCGGCGCAGCAGGGAGGCCGGGGUUUGCCGCCACCACAGCAGCAACAGAUGCUGAGCUUACGGGCAACAAAUCAGCCAUCGCUGCUCAAUGCCAAUCCCAUGCUUCAGCGGGCCUUACUCAUGCAGCAGAUGCAAGGAAAUCUGCGUGGAUUUAACAUGACAGCGCCAGCACUGCAGCAGUUCUUCCCUCAGGCUACAAGACAUUCCCUCCUGGGACCACCACCUGUUGGGGUCUCCUUAAAGCCAGCUCGGCUGGGCUUCCCCAGCCUCCCAUUCCAGCGGCAGAACCGGACCUUCCGCAAGGACUUCCAGAGGGCUCCUGACAGGAAGCGGGAAUUAGAUCCUGGUUCUUCAUCUCAGACACAAGGUGAUGAGAAAAUGGAAAUUCCAGAGGGAAUGCAAGCAGGGUCAGAGCAGAACAGUUCCUCACCAUCCAUAGAGCCAAGAACUCCAACAGAGUCUGUGUUGAACACUGAGCCUGCAGCAAAAAGACUGAAGAGUGUGACUGGGGAGUCUGCGUUAGAGGAUGCCACAGACAGCAAGAAAGCAGGAGUCUCAUGCGCCCAUGUCCAAGCUGAUGGUACAGACAAUGCAAAGGAGUACACAGCUGAAGAUCUCUCCAGAGAGAGGAAAUUCUCUGAGGAACCGAAGGCUCCUGAGGUGUUGAGCUCUGGAGGUUCACUGAAAGUGACUAUUCAGCAGAGCAGUGAGAGCAGAGCUAUCAGUACAACAGCUCUGAAACCAGGGCACUGGGCCUGUGACGUGGGCACAGCUGAUCCCAACCCAGAAUCAGUCCUUAAAUUCUACUGUUACAUCUGCAAGACCAAUUGCUGCAGUCAGCAGAAUUUCCAAUCCCACAUGGCUGGAAUUCAGCACCAGCAGCGACUUGGGGAGAUUCAGCACAUGAGCAAUGUUUGUUUCGUUUCACUACUGCCCAUGGUGAAACAGCAGAAGGUGAUAGCAGGAAAAGAUGGAGAGACCCAGCAGCGGUGGUGUAACACGUGUCAGGUGCAUUUCACAGGGGACCUCAUCAAACAUCGCAGGACCCAGGAGCACAAGCUGGCCAAACGCACGCUUCGUCCUUUCUGCACUGUCUGCAGCCGCCACUUCAAGACCCCUCGCAAGUUUGUGGAGCAUAUGAAGUCCCCUGAACACAAGCAGAAAGCCAAAGAGGUUAGGCUAGGAGAGAAGGAGUUGGGGAGCCCAGAAGAUUCAGAGGAGUUGAUCACUGUGGAUGCUGUUGGCUGUUUUGAAGAUGAUGAUGAGGAAGAGGAUGAGGAGGAGGGAGGAGCUGGUGAGGAGGAAGACCGUGAUGUAGUGCUGAUGGAGAAUGAGGAUUCUGCUGCCAAGCAGACUGGGCUGAAGGAAGUGUCUUUGGAGGAUUACGAAGGAAGUGAGAAGUAUUGUCCAGACACAGCCUAUGGCCUGGAUUUUCUGGUCCCCGUCGCAGGUUACCUCUGCAGGCUGUGUCACAAAUUCUACCAUAGCGACUCCGCUGCCCGGCUCGCACACUGCAAGUCCCUGAUGCAUUUUGAGAACUUUCAGAGAUACAAGGCAGCAAGGCAUCGUGCCACAACUGCCUACCCCGAGGCUCCUUUGCAUUCCCAGGGCUCCAGCUCCCAAUUGCUGGAUGAUCCAAAACAGCCUCUUGCUACAACAGCACAUGCCAGCAAGAUGAAUGAUGAUCGUGGGAUAGAUAAGGAGGGCACAGAGCUGUCAGCCUUGCAAGAACAAACUUCAAGGUCUCUGGAGGAAGAAGAAAGUCUACAGGAAGAGAACAAGACCACUGCCACUAGUGCCGACUGCCCGUUCUCUGAGGAGAGCCACACCACAGGAGAGUCACUGGGACGUGAGGUAGAAGCCAACACAGCCAGGCAGAGGGCAGGCACAGAUGACCACCAGGAUCCAGGGAGUGGAGGAGGCUUAGGACAGCACGAGGCAGCAGAGGCAGGCCAGGAGGCAGCAGCAGAGCCUUCCUCCCUCGCCAAAGGUGAGACAGCCGGUCUCACCUCUGCUGGGUGCAGACGCUCUUCCAGGCGCAAACCCAGAUAGAGUGGCCUUAAAGGAGAGCCCUUUACAUACGAUAUUUGCUGGAAAUGUUUAUUUUCUGGGUCUUUUAAUAGAGCAAAACCUUCAACUUUACUGCUGUUUUUAUUUUAAGAAUAAAUAAGCCUGGCUUUAGCGUGUCUAAUACAGGA
This is a messenger RNA of Ficedula albicollis (Collared flycatcher), 2235 nucleotides long. It is a transcript of the gene CIZ1, whose product is annotated as CDKN1A interacting zinc finger protein 1. NCBI's taxonomy places the organism in Eukaryota, Metazoa, Chordata, Aves, Passeriformes, Muscicapidae. The record is from RefSeq and is a predicted model, not a curated record. The coding region runs from base 86 to 2089 and encodes 667 amino acids. Gene Ontology annotation, molecular function: zinc ion binding; nucleic acid binding. Gene Ontology annotation, cellular component: nucleus. The transcript is spliced from 16 exons.